Mesocestoides corti is the source of this 492-nucleotide messenger RNA. The record is from the annotation of a GenBank genome assembly. NCBI's taxonomy places the organism in Eukaryota, Metazoa, Platyhelminthes, Cestoda, Cyclophyllidea, Mesocestoididae.
AUGUCUGAAGAGAAGGGAGAUAAAGUGAGUAGUUGGGCUCGUCGUAACCCCAACGGCCUGCAGCCGUUCUGCCCCUUUGCGGAUGACUAUGAGUUAUCUGGUUGUUUGCAUUACAAUGUACCACCUGUCCGAUUAGGGAUAGAAGAAUCCUCUUCGGGUGCGGUGCGUCCUCCGCGGUGGCACGGCUACACGGGGGCGAAAUCCUUUUUCACUCAGCAACCCAUGCCAGGAAAUUCACAUCUCCUCCUAAGUGGGGUACACGCUCCGAGCCACAAUGAGACUAACGCCACCAUCGACACAAGGCGCAACUCGAAUCAGCAGAAGCCCCAGGAUGUGCCUUGUAAUACUGUGACAGUGGCUUCUUCGUCAGACAAUGACAUCAUGUCAACCGUAGUCCGACCCGAAAGGCACCCUUGUCAGGUUGAUGUUACAAUUUCACCACUCUGGCGCUAUGAUGGAUUCGACCACACAUUUCAGACUACCAGAGGAUGA